Messenger RNA from Callithrix jacchus (white-tufted-ear marmoset), 2048 nucleotides. RefSeq names its product purinergic receptor P2X 4 (gene P2RX4). Gene Ontology annotation, molecular function: purinergic nucleotide receptor activity; ATP binding; extracellularly ATP-gated monoatomic cation channel activity. The record is from RefSeq and is a predicted model, not a curated record. Gene Ontology annotation, cellular component: plasma membrane. Lineage: Eukaryota; Metazoa; Chordata; Mammalia; Primates; Cebidae. Gene Ontology annotation, biological process: calcium ion transmembrane transport; response to ATP.
UUUGAUAGAGACGGGGUCUCGCUAUGUUGUCCAGGCUGAUCUCUCUAAGUCAAGGGACCCUCUCACUUCGGCCUCCGAAAGCGCUGGGAUGACAGAUGUGAGCCACCGCGCCAGGCCCCUCGCCCGCCUUUGGAAGGAGUCUUCGUCCCCAGGGGCGAGGCCACUCACUCCCCACGAGUUCCAGGCUCCCUAGAGGGUCCUGGUUCCCGACGGGGAGGUGGCGCCCUCCCCCGGGCCCCGGGCCCCAACGGCCCGCACCGCCUCCUUCCAGGCCCUUCCCCGCCGUGACGGCGCCGCAGGCCGGCCGGGCUGGGCGGGGCUCCGAGCAGGGACCGAGACCCAGACGCGCUCUGGGACGGGGAGCGGGCGGCGCGGCCAUGGCGGGCUGCUGCGCCGCGCUGGCGGCCUUCCUGUUCGAGUACGACACGCCGCGCAUCGUGCUCAUCCGCAGCCGCAAAGUGGGGCUCAUGAACCGCGCCGUGCAGCUGCUCAUCCUGGCCUACGUCAUCGGGUGGGUGUUUGUGUGGGAAAAGGGCUACCAGGAAACUGACUCCGUGGUCAGCUCCGUUACGACCAAGGUCAAGGGCGUGGCUGUGACCAACACUUCUGAACUUGGAUUCCGGAUCUGGGAUGUGGCCGAUUAUGUGAUACCAGCUCAGGAGGAAAACUCCCUCUUCAUCAUGACCAACAUGAUCCUCACCAUAAACCAGACCCAGGGCCUAUGUCCCGAGAUUCCAGAUGCGACCAGUGUGUGUGAAUCAGAUGCCAGCUGUACUGCUGGCUCUGCCGGCACCCACAGCAACGGAGUCUCAACAGGCAGAUGCGUGCCUUUCAACGGGUCCGUGAAGACCUGCGAGGUGGCAGCCUGGUGCCCGGUGGAGGAUGACACACAUGUGCCACAACCUGCUUUUUUAAAGGCUACAGAAAACUUCACUCUUUUGGUUAAGAACAACAUCUGGUAUCCCAAAUUUAAUUUCAGCAAGAGGAAUAUCCUUCCAAACAUCACCACUACCUACCUCAAGUCGUGCACUUAUGACGCUAAAACAGAUCCCUUCUGCCCCAUAUUCCGCCUUGGCAAAAUAGUGGAGAACGCAGGACACAGCUUCCAGGACAUGGCUGUGGAGGGAGGCAUCAUGGGCAUCCAGGUCAACUGGGACUGCAACCUGGACAGAGCCGCCUCCCUCUGCUUGCCCAGGUACUCCUUUCGCCGCCUGGAUACACGGGACGUCGAUCACAAUGUGUCUCCUGGCUACAAUUUCAGGUUUGCCAAGUACUACAAAGACCUGGCUGGCAAUGAGCAGCGCACACUCAUCAAGGCCUACGGCAUCCGCUUCGACAUCAUCGUGUUUGGGAAGGCAGGGAAAUUUGACGUCAUCCCCACCAUGAUCAACAUUGGCUCUGGCCUGGCGCUGCUGGGCAUGGCAACCGUGCUGUGUGACAUCAUAGUCCUCUACUGCAUGAAGAAAAGAUUGUACUAUCGGGAGAAGAAAUAUAAGUAUGUGGAAGAUUACGAGCAGGGCCUCGCUAGUGAGUUGGACCAGUGAUGCCUACCCCAUCACAGAACAGAGAGGAGGAGGGAGAACUGGCUGCCACAUCACCCCAGAGAAAGUUCUGGAAUCUGAUUGAGUCUGCGCUCCACAAGUACUCAGGGUUGCCCACAGCUCCUGUGUGUCGCGUGCAGGAUCUGUUUGCCCACACAGCCCAGUAGCUCCCGGGUCUGUUCUUGGCUGGGUCAACUGUGUGGUUCCUGCAGCCUGGGGUUAUGAGUGGCACUGCGGCUUUCCGGGCAGGAGCUGGCUUUGCUCAGAAGCCUCCUGUCUCCAGCUCCCUGCAGAACAGGCCCAGUCCCCCGAGGCACCGCAGCUCUGUUCAAGCACUUUAUGCAGCAGGGGAGGCCACCUAGUUGCUGUCACUAGACCUGCAGCAGGUCUGGGCUACAAGGCUGCCCCUGACAUUCCCUGCAGUCAGGAGACAGAGCGGGCAUUACUCCUCAGAAAGCGCUGUGCAGAGGUGGUGGAGGACCAGACAUUAAAACGUGAUUUUCUUAA